Brassica oleracea var. oleracea is the source of this 3211-nucleotide messenger RNA. RefSeq lists its product as uncharacterized. Gene Ontology annotation, biological process: protein deubiquitination. NCBI's taxonomy places the organism in Eukaryota, Viridiplantae, Streptophyta, Magnoliopsida, Brassicales, Brassicaceae. The transcript is spliced from 8 exons. Bases 229 to 2898 code for a protein of 889 amino acids. Gene Ontology annotation, molecular function: cysteine-type deubiquitinase activity; protein binding. The record is from RefSeq and is a predicted model, not a curated record.
AUCCCCUUUUCCUUCCCGGCUUCGCACUCCACACAGAGACGAGUCUUCUUCUACUCUCCAUCUCUUCUACCUCACCAACCCUCUCCGCGAUCUUCCGCCGUACUACGUCCAGACGCGACGCCGUAUGCUGACUGCAACUUAAUUUCCGGUUUAACCGUCUUUGAGCAUUUGUUGGACGCAUCUCUUCUUCAUGCGGGAUUAAAUUAGGUUUGAACUGAAUCGUCGUCGAUGGGUCAGAAGAAGAAACCCCCCGCGCCUCGCUCCAAGCAAUCGCUAUCUUCUUCAGCGGCGGAGGCUGAGCCGUCCUCUGAGGUUUCCGCUUGUACCUCCUAUGAUGGCGACGAGCCGUCAAAUUUGGCUGAAAUCAAGGUCGAGUGCGAGAAGGCACUGACGUCAUUCCGGCGAGGUAGCUACAACAAGGCGAUUCGGCUCAUGAAGGAAUCAUGCUCUCGCCACCAACACUCUGCCCUGAUUCACCGUGUCCAAGGUACUGUGUGCGUGAAGGUUUCUUCUGUAUACGAAGACGCAGUUACUAAACAGAAGUACAUCCGUAGCGCUAUUGAAUCCGCUAGAAAAGCUGUGGAGCUAUCUCCCAACUCUAUUGAGUUUGCCCAUUUUUAUGCUAACCUGCUUUACGAGGCUGCUAGCGAUGGUAGAGAGUACGAGGAGGUUCUGCAGGAGUGUCACAGAGCCCUCUCCAUUGAGAAUCCAAUCGAUCCUGCUAAAGAUAGUCUCCAGGACGAGAGUCAGCACAAGAUAUUGACACCUGAGGCUCGUAUUGCGAAUGUUCAGGAUGAGCUCAGGUCACUGAUACAGAAGUCUAAUCUUGGUUCGUUGUCCACUUGGAUGAAACAUCUGAGAAAUGGAGAAGGGGAGUUUCGGUUGUUUGACAUGAGGAAGAUGGCUGAGGAUCCUAUUGAGAGUAACUUGGUUCAGACCAGGAGGCCGAACGAGAUUAAGAAAGCUACCAAGACUCUUGAAGAGAGGAGGAAGGAGAUUGAAGUGAGGGUGGCUGCAGGUAGGUUGUUGCAGCAGAAAUCAGAAUCUUCCUCGGUAGAUAGUGUUAACAGCAAGGGAUCAGAUCCAGCAUUAGGCUCCGGUCAGAGAAGCGUGGAGAGGAGAAAGCAUGGAAAUGCAAGGAAGAACGACUCUACAGUAGAGAGAAGAGAUCGGGUUAGAUCAUAUUGGGAGUCUACAGGCAAAGAAAUGAAAAAAGAAUUGCUUAGGAUUAAGGUUAGUGAUCUUAAGAGUCACUUUAGCGCAUCCAAGGAUGGCGAUGCAAAUGAUAUAAUAACUGAAGCUUUGUCCUUUUGUGAAGCUAAUAAGACUUGGCGGUUUUGGGUUUGCUGCAAGUGUAGUGAAAAGUUCAAGGAUUCUGAGUCUUAUAUGCAGCAUAUUGUAGGGGAGCAUAUAGGUAACGUUUUGCCUAAGAUGCAAAUGGUUUUGCCUCAGAGUCUCGAUAGUGAGAGGAUUGAGAUGCUUCUUACUUCCCCAUGGAAACCAUUGGAUUUUCCUGCUGCGGUGAAAUUGCGUUGCAGCCAGCAGAAAAUCCAAAAUACUGAGUUCAAUGAGUUUUACGCUGAAGAUUACAUGGACGAUGGUGACGAUUGCUUCCAGGAUGCAUGGAAUGAUACUUCACCAGAGAAAGAAAAAAUUGGAGAUGCUUGCAACGGUUAUGAGAAGAAUGAGUCGGAAAAGGGUAGGCUGCCAAAUCCGUUUUAUCUUCCUGAUGAAUGGCCGAUAUCUGAUGAUCCUGAACGUUUCAACCCAGAUACGUACCAAGGAGGUAGAAAUAUGACGUCAUGUUUGAGGACACCUCUGGAAGUAAACAGUCAUAAAAUUUCUGAUUCCACAAAGGAGUCUCCGACCUCUACCGAAGUUGGCAUAUUUGGCACAGGUCUUCAGAAUGAAGUUGGGGAAUACAAUUGCUUUUUGAAUGUUAUCAUACAGUCUCUAUGGAAUCUGGGGGUGUUUCGGGCUGAGUUCUUGCGUAGUUCAAUGUUAGAUCACCAUCACGUUGGAGAUCCUUGUGUCGUCUGCUCAUUGUAUGAAGUUCUUACUGCUUUAAGCGCUGCUUCGAGGGAAAUACGAAAAGAACCUGUAACUCCUUCAACACUCAGGAUUGCGUUGAGCAACUUGUAUCCAGAUAGCAGUUUCUUCCAAGAGGCUCAGAUGAACGAUGCUUCAGAAGUAUUGGCUGUGAUUUUCGACUGCCUACAUCGUUCAUUUGCUCAGAGCUCAAGCGUGUCUGACACAGAUUCUUCAGAGAGCAACUAUACAGGUUCAUGGGACUGUGCCAACCGCACAUGUAUUGCCCACACUCUGUUUGGAAUGAAUAUCUUUGAGCAACUGAAUUGCUACAACUGUGAGCUGGAGUCGAGGCAUAUGAAGUACACUUCCUUUUUCCAUAACAUCAACGCUAGUGCCCUACGGAACAUGAAGGUUACCUGCCCCGAGACUGCAUUUGAUGAACUCCUAAAUCUUGUCGAGAUGAACCACCAACUAGCCUGUGAUCCUGAAACUGGUGGGUGUGGGAAACCCAACCAUAUCCGCCAUUUUCUUAACACCCCACCACAUGUUUUUACUGCAGUUUUAGGGUGGCAAAACACAUGCGAGAGUGUAGAAGACAUAGCAGCUACUCUUGCAGCCUUGAAUACCGAAAUAGACAUCAGCAUCAUGUACCGUGGUCUUGACCCUAAGAGCAUAUAUAGCUUAGCUUCCGUGGUUUGCUAUUAUGGACAGCAUUAUCAUUGCUUUGCAUAUAGUCAUCAACACGAUCGGUGGAUCAUGUACGAUGAUAAAACUGUGAAGGUGAUCGGUAGCUGGAGUGAUGUACUUUCUACGUGCAAGAAAGGACACUUGCAGCCACAGCUUCUUCUCUACGAGAAGCAACGUUAACCAAAAAGAAAAAAUGGAAACCAAAACAUAGAGCAAGUGGAGAUAUGGUGCUACGGUUUAGAAGAUCUCCCAAGUACAUACUAAAAAGGAAGUACGUACUUUUUUACAAUCAGAGCGAGAGGAAAAGUGUGAUAUACUCAUCAGUGGUUGAAAGAGGAUGGAGAAGAAGAUUUUGUCUUAUAAUUAAGCUAAAGUGUUUUCAUUGCAAGAGUUGUUACGGAAACUGAAGGUAGUUUUCUUCGUCAAGUCAUUGUCACAUUGAGGAUUCGACUCAUAUAAAUCUAUGCACUCUUCCUUUUUUGGUUUCUAUAGA